Pleuronectes platessa (European plaice) is the source of this 1236-nucleotide messenger RNA. It is a transcript of the gene palm1a, whose product is annotated as paralemmin 1a. Gene Ontology annotation, cellular component: membrane. The annotation marks the transcript as partial. Lineage: Eukaryota; Metazoa; Chordata; Actinopteri; Pleuronectiformes; Pleuronectidae. The record is from RefSeq and is a predicted model, not a curated record. The transcript is spliced from 8 exons. Gene Ontology annotation, biological process: regulation of cell shape.
AUUCAGACUUUAUACAGGAGCUCAGGAGGAGGAGAAACUGAGUGUGAUCCUCCAGAGAAGAUCCAGAGACCUGAGGAGCUCAGUCUGAAAGUAAAGAGCUCCGCCCCCUCCCACAUCCUAACCUCUCUCUCUCUCUCUCUCAGGGCGAGUCAGGAUCUCUGUGAGCAGGAUCGACUGGAGCUCAUCACAGAGAAGAGGAAGUGGCAGACAGAGGUCGAGAGCAGGAAACGACAGCUGGAGGACAACAGGAGAACUCUGCAGCACCUGAAGUCAAAGGCUCUGAGGGAGCGAUGGCUUCUAGACGGAGCGCCCUCUGCUGGACCAGACCAGGAUAACGUGAAGAAACAACUGGAGCAGGACGAGGCCACGACCAGGAACCUGGAGGAGACCAUCAACAGGUUGGAACUGGAGCUGCUCGGUCUUCUGUGUCAGACUGAAACACAAACCACGAUGUCAACAGGAUCCAAUGAAGCUCACAAAAGUCCUCAAAUGAACAAAUCAAGAGAAACGACAGAGGAUAUGAAGAGAGCGAUGUACUCAGUGGAGAUUAAGGUCGAGCGAGACCGACAGACGGGGGAAAGCCGGGUCCUGUCCACUAAAACCCGACUUCCUGUUGACCUCUCGCAGCAAGGGGUCAAAGUUUAUGAGGACGAGCAGAAAGUCGUCCAUGAGGUGAACGGUGAGGACGGCGUCCACCUGCUUAGCGGCUCAGAAGUCGAUGAGCUCAUCCUCAAAGCAGACGAAGCUUUGAUGAUGUCACAGACUGUUUCAACGGUGACCUCAGUGGAGUACCAGGAGGAGGCGGAGCCCGAGCGGCCACACAUCUCGAUGGAGAUCUCAGGGCUGGAGGCCACACCUCCCUCCGAGCCGAGCGUGGCCGCUGCCAGCACAGAGAACCCGGUCACCAUGGUGUUCAUGGGCUACCAGAGUGUGGAGGACGAGUCCGAGACCCAGAAGGUUCUGGGGCUGCAGGGGACGGUGACGGCCGAGCUCGUGCUCAUCGAGGACACCGAUGGCCAGACGUCCCCGGGAGGAGGAGGAGGGAUGGAUGACGGCGACAACACAGCCAAGUCCACACAGCAUUCCCCUGCCUCCGCCGCCUCCCCCCCCCUGACAACCACCCGACCUCCAGCGGCGCCGCCAGCCGGUAGCAGGGAGUCGGCGGGGGGGGCCGAGGGAGGAGCGCUGGCCUCACAGAAGGAGAAGCAGGGGUGCAAGUGCUGCAGCAUCAUGUGA